Molecule: messenger RNA, 992 nt
Organism: Dentiscutata heterogama
Lineage: Eukaryota; Fungi; Glomeromycota; Glomeromycetes; Diversisporales; Gigasporaceae
Source: the annotation of a GenBank genome assembly
UAACUCUCGACCUUCAACGACCUCGCUAAAUUAUUUAUCAGGGGAGCGUGAUGGUUUAUUAGUCUCCGAUCACGUUAUAGAACUCUCGGUUUUACCACCAAACUGGGUGGAUAUAGUUGAAGAGGUUGACGAUGAUAUUAGUCAAAUAAAGAGUCUUAUUCCAACCUUGGAGUCUUUACAUAGAAAACAUGCACUGCCAGGAUUUGACGAUCGGACAGAGGAAGAGAGAGAGAUAGAACGUUUAUCAUCGGAAAUAACAAAACUUUUUAAACAAUGUCAACAAAAAAUUAGACGAAUCGCUGAUGAAAGUCGAAUAGCAGCUUCAAAUCAAGAAGAAACCAUGAGCAAAAAUAUACAAAUUUCAUUAGCAACAAAAUUACAAGAUUUAUCAACAAAUUUUAGGAAACAACAAUCAGCUUAUAUGAAAAAACUCAAAGGAGUGAAGGUUCGAAGUACGGGAUUUUUCCCAAUAGAGAAUGAUGAAUCAGAUGAAGAACAGGGCUUUGGUUUUACAAAUGAACAACUUGCAUUAGUAGAAUCAUCAGAAGCAACAAUUUCACAACGAGAACAUGAAAUAAAUGAAAUUGCAAAAUCAAUACAAACAAUAGCAGAAAUAUUUAAUGAGCUUCAAGCGCUUGUAAUCGAUCAAGGUACAUUAUUAGAUCGUAUUGAUUAUAAUGUUGAACAAAUGGUAACUAAUGUUAAGGGAGCUACUAGAGAGUUAGAUCGGCCAAUAUGGUGGGUUCCAAUGUAUUUUAAAAUAACUAAUACAGAAAUAACUAAUACAGAAAUAACUAAUACAGAAAUAACUAAUACAGAAAUAACUAAUACGGAAAUAACUAAUACAGAAAUAACUAAUACAGAAAUAACUAAUACAAUGAUGAAUACAAUUACAUGGAAUUGUUACAAAAAUGGAAUGGACAUUGUUUCCGAAGAUAUAAUAAUGCCACAAGACAUUGACUCCCAUGAACUUACCCAUUUUGAUCCUGGUG